AUGGAAGAUAAAAGACCAUCGGGACCAACAUUGCACAUGGUUUUCACGGUACGCAAAGGCUCGAAAGUUUCUUUUCGUAACGGCCUCUACUUGAACGGCAUUGUCCAAUUUCUGCUGAACCUGACACUCAUCGAUUUACCUGGUAUGACCAAAGUACCGGUCGGAGACCAACCCCCAGAUAUUGAAAUGCAAAUUCGCAGCAUGAUAUUGGAGUUUAUUACUCAAGAAAAUUGCCUGAUUUUGGCAGUGUCUCCAGCCAAUUCGGACUUGGCGAAUUCUGAUGCGUUAAAACUGGCCAAGGAGGUUGAUCCACAGGGGUUACGCACGAUUGGUGUAAUAACCAAACUGGAUCUGAUGGAUCAGGGAACGGACGCAAAAGACGUACUAGAAAACCGUUUACUUCCUUUACGUCGGGGAUAUAUUGGCGUCGUCAACAGAAGCCAACGGGACAUUGAUGGACGCAAAGAUAUCAAGUCUGCGAUGGCGGCCGAGCGCAAGUUUUUCCUCAGCCAUACCGCCUAUCGGCAUAUGGCCGAUCGCAUGGGGACACCCUAUCUACAAAGUACACUUAAUCAACAACUGACAAACCACAUUCGAGAUACACUUCCUGGUUUGCGUAAUAAAUUACAAUCUCAGAUGUUGGCAAUCGAGAAAGAGGUUGAAGAAUACAAACACUAUCGUCCAAGUGAUCCAUCUUUUAAAACAAAGGNUGUGAGUGUUUCAUAUUUAAUGAGACGUCAUUUUUAA
This is a messenger RNA of Echinostoma caproni, 747 nucleotides long. NCBI's taxonomy places the organism in Eukaryota, Metazoa, Platyhelminthes, Trematoda, Plagiorchiida, Echinostomatidae. The record is from the annotation of a GenBank genome assembly.